AUGUCUUUUCUAAACCGCCUAGCCAGCCUUCUGGGCCUUUCAUCCCCUGUUGCACCCCCAGGCGCCGCCCUCGCAGCAACCGUUACAGUAUCUGCAUCGUUGGGAUUUGUCCCAGUCGCGGUUCACUUUGAUCUCUUCAAUAUCCUCGUGAGUCAUGGCAGACCUGUGACGGCAGAUGAAGUAUCGGCGACCUGCAAUGCACGUAUCAAAUCCCGAGGGGAAAAUGAGCCUGAACUGAGUACAAGAUUAGCCUCGGACACACUCUACAUCAUGGCUGGACUCGGCCUAGUAGAACGCGUAACCGACGAUUGCUUCACGGCAAAUGCCAUCACAAACCACAUGGUUGCCAUGCCGUCCGCGCAGCAUGGCGUACUGCACUUCACCACGGAAGGCCUAAUGGCAGGCGCAUUCUUGAUGAAAAAGCUCCAGGAUACCCGCUUUGCAUACCCCUUCGCGGAGGCGGAUGGCCCCUUGCAAUAUGCCUAUCGGCUAAUGGGCCAAUCCAAGCUGGCGAAGCAGCAUACGUACUCGAUCAUGGAGACCCAGGGUCGUAUGGACAGUUUCAACCAUUUCAUGGUCGGCAAGUUCCUGAAGUUCGGGACUUUCCCCGAGCGCGUCAAAUCGAUGGGCUAUGAUUUAGAUGGCGCGUUGGCGGGUGGCACUGCCACUGGCACUGGCACCGGUUCUGCUACUAUGGUUGACAUCGGCGGUGGUCGUGGCGAACUCCUCCUCGAGGUCCAGGCUGUGUACCCCCAUCUCGGCGCGGAGGAUCUAAUCGUGCAGGAAUUCAAUGCUGAUAUCGAUAACGUGCCUGGUGUGCGUCUUAUGGAGUGGAACUACAAGGAGGAGGAGGAGCAGCCCGUUCGUGGGGCAUGUGUUUACGCGCUGCAACAUAUCUUGCAUAACUUGCCUGAUUUGGAUGCUGUGGCAUUGCUGCAGAAGAUUUCGCGUGCUAUGACUCCUGGUUCGAGGGUGUUGAUUAUUGAGUAUGCCAAGAAUCUGACUUAUGCUUCACUUCAUGCGAGUAUGAUUGCGUUGUACGGAGGCCGAGAGAGGGGUUCGGUGGAGUGGAGGCAGAUGGCGGGUUUGUGUGGGCUGGAGGUGACUUUUGAGGUUUAUGUUAGGGCUGGAGAGUCAUUGGUUGAGAUGAGGAGGGCAGAUCGGUAG
Messenger RNA from Penicillium samsonianum, 1167 nucleotides. Its product is annotated as putative O-methyltransferase. The transcript has 5 exons. Bases 1 to 1167 code for a protein of 388 amino acids. The record is from RefSeq and is a predicted model, not a curated record. Gene Ontology annotation, molecular function: O-methyltransferase activity. NCBI's taxonomy places the organism in Eukaryota, Fungi, Ascomycota, Eurotiomycetes, Eurotiales, Aspergillaceae.